UUGAAGAUGACCCACUCUGGAGGCUUGGGGGGCAGUUAAUAUCCUUUUGGUAUUCUACAAGUGCUUCCUAAGGAGCAGUAUCUGGCAAGCAGAAUUGCAUAAUGUCUGUCUAGCUAGGUGAUGAAUGAGACAAUCAGAGGCUGUGUGUGAGGGGAAAAUAUGUGGUGAUUAUCUUUUCAAGAGAGCCAGGGAGAAGAGGAGUGACACUGCAGAAUCCUGAGGCACUGCAGUGGAGAGGUGCUUUGCAAAGACUGUCCUGUGGCACUGAACUAUGCUGCAUUCAGCCAGCUUCCACAGUGAUAUAAAGCCCCAAUAUGCACAUUGUUGUUACAUCACAGCUUCUCUGGAUACUGUACUGGAGCAUGGAACCAGACCAUAGGGGUUCAGGUGAUGUAUCACCCAUCAGCAUGUCUCCCAUCACUCAGUCACAGUUUAUUCCACUUGGGGAAAUCCUUUGCCUGGCCAUCUCAGCAAUGAACUCUGCCCGAAAACAAGUCACACAAGAAGCACUAAUGGAGCACCUAACCACCUGCUUCCCAGGAGUUCCAACACCCAGUCCAGAAAUCCUUCGACAUACUUUGAAUAUGCUUGUACGGGAGAGGAAAAUAUACCCAACUCCGGAUGGUUAUUUCAUUGUAACCCCACAGACUUACUUUAUAACACCAUCUCUCAUAAGAACUAACAGUAAAUGGUACCAUUUGGAUGAGAGGAUACCUGACAGGUCUCAAUGUACCUCUCCACAACAAGGAACUAUAACUCCCUCCACCUCGGGAUGUGUCAGGGACCGAACACUACCCAAAAACCACUGCGACUCCUGCCACUGUUGCAGAGAAGACAUGCACAGCAUGCAUGCAUCUACCCUACAGAGGAAAUCAGCAAAAGACUGUAAAGACUCAUACUGUCCUCCUUCAUUAUGUCAGGUCCCACCUACUGAGAAAAGUAAAAGUACUGUCAAUUUUUCAUAUAAAUCAGAGACGCUCACAAAGCCUAAGGAUGUAGAAAAGCAGUCUAAGAAAUUUGGACUCAAAUUAUUCCGAUUAAGUUUUAAGAAGGAUAAGACCAAACAGCUGGCAAAUUUCUCUGCCCAGUUUCCUCCAGAAGAGUGGCCGCUAAGGGAUGAGGACACCCCUACCACUAUACCUAGAGAGGUAGAAAUGGAGAUUAUUAGGCGCAUUAAUCCAGACUUGACUGUGGAAAAUGUCAUGAGACACACUGCACUAAUGAAGAAACUUGAAGAAGAAAAAGCUCAACGAAGCAAAGCAGGGUCUUCAGCUCACCACAGUGGACGAAGUAAAAAGAGCAGGAAUCACAGAAAGUCUCAUGGGAAAUCGAGGUCGCACAGCAAGACCCGUGUGUCCAAAGGAGACCCAUCAGAUGGCUCUCAUUUGGAUAUACCUGCUGAAAGGGAGUAUGAGUUCUACGAUCCCUUGACUCGAUCCCCACGGGAAGGCUGUUUUAUAAUAGAACACAAGGGAGACAAUUAUAUAAUGCACAGCAAUCCUAACAUGAUUGAAUCUCACUUUCCUAUGACACCAGAGUGGGAUGUAUCUGGUGAACUGGCUAAAAGAAGAACUGAAAUGCCUUUCCCUGAACCUUCCAGGGGAAGCUCCCAUUCCAAGGUCCAUCGGAGCCACAGCCAUACACAGGAUAGAAGAUCAAGGAAUGAGCGGUCCAGUAAGGCUAAAGAAAGGUCUAGAUCCAUGGAUAACUCCAAGGGACCUCUGGGCUCAGCUACUUUAGGCACACCUGAAGAUAUAGGUGAAGGCUGUAGCCCAGAUGACCAAACAACUAGCCAAACCUACAUUGAUGAUAGUACCUUAAGACCAUCUCAGUCGCUCAGUCAUCAAAGGGCUCUGAUUUCAUCUGCAAGCUACAAAGAGACUUGCAUCCCUGAAAUAGCCGGUGGCAGUGUAGAAACCCCCAGUUCUUGUAGCCUAUUGGAACAAGGGAAGCCUACAGAGAAUUUGCCAUCAUAUAGUGAACUCAACUCCUGCACAACAAAAUCUGCAGUUGAUGACUAUUUUCAGUGCAACACAUCCAGUGAAACUGUGCUUACUGCUCCAUCACCCCUGGGAAAGAAUAAAGAGGAUCAUGAUACACUAACAGGGACAGAUGGGCUAAAAAAAAUUACUCCUACAGAAAGACAAUCUCAACAUAUUGCUAGGGAGCCUGGGGUGCACAAGGAGGAGUCCCCAAAGGGCCCAAGCAGUGGUUCAGUGAUUGCUGGCCAAACUCCAGAGGUGAUUGCUAACGGGCGGCUGGUUCAACACCAUAGCACUGAAUCAAGCAGCCUUGAUAAAAGGAAAGAAAUAUUUAGCAAGGAUACACUCUUUAAGCCUCUGCACAACACUCUUUCUGUGAAUAGUUAUCAUAAGUCUAACACACCUCUGCUAAAGCCCCAUCAAAAGACCCCCUCUGACACAUUGCCCGGCAGAUGUGAGAAACUUGAACAAGCGAUGGUAACCUCAGUCACACAAGUCAUGCCUGUUUCUCAGAGACAGCAAGAGACAACUGGGAACCAGGAGGCCUCCUUUGACUACUACAACGUAUCUGAUGAUGAUGACUCAGAGGAAGGAACCAACAAAAAUGCCGAGGAAGAAAAGAACAGGGAUGACGUUGGUACGAUGCAAUGGCUCCUAGAGAGAGAAAAGGAAAGGGAUCUGCAGCGAAAGUUUGAAAAGAAUCUUACUCUUCUCACCCCAAAGGAAACAGAAAAUAGCAACAACCAGAGAGCCACCCACUCAGCCCGCCUCGACAGCAUGGACAGCAGCAGCAUUACUGUGGACAGCGGGUUCAACUCUCCACGUACUCGUGAGAGCCUGGCAUCCAACACUUCAAGUAUUGUUGAAAGCAACAGACGUCAGAACCCCGCUCUGAGCCCUGCACACGGUGGCGCCGGCCCAACAUUCAACUUCCGAGCCACUGCAGACCCACCCACGAGUGAAGCUGAGAAACUGCAGAAACCUGGUAUGGAGGGUGGGAAGGGAGGCAGCUCCUCCUUUUAUUUCAAAAAUACAAGAGAUGUUUACUUACUGAGACUUGCUACUUGACCUUCCAUAGUCAUCUGUGAGGAGAAAUUCAAUGUGUCCACUUGGUUUGCAGUAGAAAUCUGAGUCCUGCAGGUACGGUACAUCCUAAUUGCUCUCCCUAAACUAUUACUUCAAUGUAAUUAGUACUAUGCUAAUUACUGCAAAGUAAAUUCUACAGAUAGUUAAACUCCAAGAGUAAUUUUAGGUAUAGGGUCACAUUCUGCUCUGGUACUCAUGCAACCUGGUAGUGCAACAAACUGACUUUUUUUAUCAGAACAGACAAAUGGUGGAAUAACAACAAAGAUACUAAAACGUGCAACAGCCCAAAUUGUUUCAUAGAAAAGGGACAUUUAAUCUCUCUAGCCCUUGUAGUAAACAGGUAUGACACCCAGCUGUACAUAUCAAACCCCAGUAUUUUCAUCAGGUUCUGGUGACAUUUAUUACUCUGUAUACAAAGUCAUUUGAGCUUCGCUUAUGUUCUCUAUUGUCAUCGGAAUUCUUUACUGACGAUUCAGCCUUAUGUUACACCAUCGGAUAUAGAUCAUUUACUUAUAAAACAGCUUUCUAACUCUGGACACAAUCAGUUCUGUCAAGAAUACACAGUCAAUGCACAGGUCUGUUUUCAUUGAUUUCAGUGUAUAAUUUCCAUUUCAUAGGAGCAAUAAGACCUUUCAGUGCACAUAAAGGAAAUUAUUGUGCUUUUGGUUGGUUAUCAAAGUCACUUGGCCUUUAGCCUUCUGCCUUAUCAUACCUUCCAAGAUGUGCUCUAAUUACCAUAUAAUGCUUUGCAUGAUGCAUCUUAUUAUUCAAUAUGUAACUCCAGCCGUACUUAUUCCAUGCGAACUGUAGAGUCAGAGUUCUUGUGGGGAAUUGUCAUAUACUAUACAGUGGCUGACUGUGAUUUUAUUUCUGAGAUGAGCUCUGACAUCAGUAGUAUGUAUCAAUUCAGUAAAUAAAAAUGUCAAAAUGGUAAAAAAAUUUACAGUGAUGAUCUGAAAUACUAAUGGCAGUAUUAAAAUGUGAAGAGCAGAAACAGGUUUCACCUUUGGAGAAAUAACUGUCAUAAGCUAAUCAGAAUUUGUGCAGGCAGCUGGUUGUACAGAAGACAUAAUUCCAACAAAAUGUGAUAGUACAUACCUAUAAACUGUAUAGUGUGUUAUUUCUUAAAGUUCCCAGAGACCAGCAGACAACAUAAAUGUCAUAUUAAUGUUGACAUGGCAUUGUACCAAUAUUAAUGUGACUCUUGGAAUAUGGAAUGUAAACAGAAGUUUCAGAUAGAAACGUUCUAAUCUUGAUUUUUUUUUUUCCUUUUAAAAUCAACAAUGGAAAAUAAGAAAAUUCCAUCUUGAGGUUCUGGUAACAAAACCACGAGAGUGGAGCUUGAGUGCUUUAUGUCACCCUAAUCCUUUGAUGAAAUCAUAGCCUUGUAUUAUGUGGUUGCUUAUCUAUCAUUCUUCUAAUGUAUCGAUUUAAAGGUUUACAGAGUUAGAUUAGGUUGAAUCUGUGUUGUGUUCAACUGUAAAGGGUCAACACAAAUCUGUCGGCAUUUUGCACACUUAAUAUGUAUUAUUAUAAUACAACAUGUUACUUUUAUGGUAAUUUUUUUUACACAUAUAACUACCUCCAUGAAUUUGAUGAAAUGCAGCAACAGGAAAAGUGUAUUGUACAAAGCAAGGUUAGAAACUUUGAAGCAUUAGGUCAUGGCGUUCUCUUGUGUGUCAAAGCUUGCAUAUGAAGUCAUCAUGUUUCCAUUGCCACAAUUUCCUUCUACAAUGUUAAAAAGAUGGCUUUCAGAUGAGUCACUUAAAGACUUUGACAAGGCUGCAUAAUUGGGAUAAAAGUGAAAGGGAGGCUGAAACCUUGCAUCCUCUCCCCAGUUACUGCUAAAAUUUCUGCCUGGUAGAACUUGAAAAUGUAUUUGUAAUUUAGCAAAUUAGAAACAUCUACAGUCUAUGAAAUAUGAUUGACAGUUUGGGGUUUAACAGAAGACACUCUGGGUAUUUUCUUGGCAGCCUUCAGAUACUUGGGGCCCUAUUCUGCCUCCAUCUUUGUCAACAUUAGUACGUCAUGGUUUCUCUGAACUGGCAAGGGUGUUAAAACAGCUCUUCCUUUAAUGAUAUGCACUCUGGUCUCUAGAUUGUGUGCAUCUAAAGCAUUUGCUCCUGUAGAAAUUACCAACAGCCUUUAAUUGACGUUGCUGGGAGCAGUAUUAGGGUCCCUACUCGAGGUAUGUGCCUAUUGUUCAAAGAACAUGGGCAAGUUUCCAAGAGAAAUUAAGUUGGCUUUUGAAAAGUAGCCAGCUGCAACAAGCCACCUUUCAAGAGGGAAGAAAGAAAGAUUUUUCCAAAAACCAAAGGAAGAAAGUGGCAGUUGAACCUAAGCAGAUCACAUUAUAUACAAAUCCCGAUUUAUGAACACCUUUCAGCAAACCUAGUACCAUUAUCCUGAUGCAAAUUAAUAUACAAUCAUCAGUUGAGCUAAUUUUGCCAUUUUAAGUAUUUCAGUUAAAAUUUAGAAGAAAUCAUUAGCCAUUUGACUCCCAGCACCACUGUAAAAUGACUGUUACAUGUGAAACAAUGUUCACUCAACUUUAAAAAUAAAAAUGUAUUGGAAAACAAAUAUUUUAAUGAAAACCCUGGCCGAUGUGCUUGCCAGCAGUAGUCAUUGUUAGGAAAGAGAACAAGCAAACCUUUAUUCAGAGGCCAUCAUGAACGCAGAUAAUACUUUGCACUUAAAUCACACCUUUUUGCCUGAGGGUCUCGAAGCACUUGCCUGUGAGGUAGGCAGAGUUCACUGACCGUACUUUUUGUCUGGGCCCAUUGGAAAAAGCAAAGGCUAAGAGUCUGCAGACUAACUUAUUAACUAGUUGCUUUCUUAAAGUUACUGAAGUAAGUUUAACAGUUAACCAAAGUGUUUAAUGUCUAUAUUCUGAAAUUAUUCUUUUGACACAUUUAGUUUGUUUAAGUAAGAAACUACUUUAUGGUCCUGUAGACACUCUUGGACUAGCAGUCCCAGAAAAAAUUUUGCAGUCAUACGAGUGCUGGCAGCAGUGGUUUUAGAAAGAGUCAUGUUAAUUAAAAAUUUGUUUUUCAGAUACAUUUUGUAGUGCUUUUCCCAACACAAUUGUUCAAAUUUUUGUGCUGAGAAAGCAAAUAGCACUCCUGAUCUGGUGUCAAACCCCAGUUUACAAUUCUCUUUGCUCUUCUGAAGAAAACUGUACAGUAUUAGAGAGAAAAGUUCUAUUUUUUACGAAAUUCUUUUAAAAAAAGGCUAUAUAUCUAAAAUGUUCCCCCCAGCAUAAGUAAAGUGCAUCAUUGCUGCAUGGGACACAUGCAGAGGACCCACCAAAAGCCAAGCUGGUGCUAGAAGAAAAUGGGACUAUCACACUUCUUUAAUAGUGGCACUCUAAACAUUGGUUCCAGUUAUGCGAGUGUAAAUCUGGCAUAACUCCCCUGAUCUCUGAGGAUCUGAGAGAGAUGGGAAUGGGUCGUUAACUCCAUUGAAGCUCAGUUCUGAGCUGAGGGUUUCCGUGUUCCUCCCCCCGCCCUGAGACACUAAACGCAGAGAAGGAGCAGAGGGCCACGCACCUGGCUUUGGAAGGGCAGCCUGGGCUGAAUCCCCGCUGAAAUGCACAGCCACCCAGCCGGGAUCCGUGACAGCCGCCAGUGUGCCCCGCCUCGCAAGGGUGAUUUUCCGUGUGGUGCACCGCCCUCAUGUUGUGUAUCGGUUAGAGCCACCCAAAGGAUACCCACCCAGAUGUAUGAAAGGGCCCUUGGAGUAAUUGGCACAGAUGUUACUUUAUGUGUGGAGGAGAUUUUAAGUUUAAAGGGAUCAUAAUUCUGCAGGUAAUUUUCUGUGAGUGACUGAAUGUGGCUGUUGCAUUAGGUUUAAAUGAGUUAAUAAAUGCAAGUGGGACUUACUGUAUGUUAGAAGGGAGUUUUGCAGCCAAGACUGCCUUGUAUAAAUGUGUUUGCACUGAAAAAAAAAAUUAAAAAUUUACUUGGUCUCUGGUUGCUGUAAAGGUCAUCCAAGAUGGAUGUUCUGUUUAUAUUGUAUAGUAUUUCAUAUGAAAUAAUUGCAGUUCAUGAAAUGUCUUCCCUAACGUUACUGAUUUAUAACAGCACAUUUGUAACAUGGUUUUUAUUGUGUCAGUGUACCAUAUUGUAAAUGAUGAUUACUUGUCAUGCUUAGUAUAAUAAUUUAAAGGAAAAAAAAGGACAGGGAUUUUUGUAAGUCUAUAUUUGAAAGUCCCUCCAUAUGGUAAUAUUGUGUUCAUGUUGUUUAUGUAGUGUUGUGUGAAAUAUCCAUUUUGGAUUGUGUUACUUUUUAAGAUAUUAAAUAACAUUUGGUUAUA
Vidua macroura (Pin-tailed whydah) is the source of this 7383-nucleotide messenger RNA. RefSeq names its product storkhead box 2 (gene STOX2). The transcript has 8 exons. Bases 315 to 3050 code for a protein of 911 amino acids. NCBI's taxonomy places the organism in Eukaryota, Metazoa, Chordata, Aves, Passeriformes, Viduidae. Gene Ontology annotation, molecular function: RNA polymerase II transcription regulatory region sequence-specific DNA binding; DNA-binding transcription activator activity, RNA polymerase II-specific. Gene Ontology annotation, biological process: positive regulation of transcription by RNA polymerase II. Gene Ontology annotation, cellular component: cytoplasm; nucleus. The record is from RefSeq and is a predicted model, not a curated record.